Molecule: messenger RNA, 447 nt
Organism: Fusarium graminearum PH-1
Lineage: Eukaryota; Fungi; Ascomycota; Sordariomycetes; Hypocreales; Nectriaceae
Exons: 2
Coding region: 1-447 (148 amino acids)
Biological process (GO): regulation of DNA-templated transcription
Molecular function (GO): DNA-binding transcription factor activity, RNA polymerase II-specific; zinc ion binding
Source: RefSeq, a predicted model, not a curated record
AUGCAACAGAAGUUGGUAGUGGAAGUCCGACCGCUCCGUCAUAGACAAUGGCCCCCUGACAACACGAUUGCUCAAAACACUCAGAGGUUGGAACAUAUGUUCCCUCCUGGCCCUAACUCUGACACCAUAAUCGGGGAAAGGCCUGGUAAAGCUUUCUUGGGCAAUUUCCGAACCGCCUGCGACUUGUGUUUCUCGCAGUCAACUACCACAAAAUGCCAGUACGACUCGACAACCCAUACUUGUCAAAACUGUCGACGCCUCAACCGACCCUGCACAUUUUCGCGCAGUGGAAAUCUGAUUCAGGAUUUCGUCUAUGGACAGCGUCUGGAAGAGCUCGGUAUUGCCCCUCACAUGGCACGAAGCGGCUCAAUGACGAAUGACAUGGAAAGGGCUCCUUUUGACCCUAGUAUUGAGGAGGAAGAGCAUGCUAACUUGGCUGCUGAUUGA